Molecule: messenger RNA, 1922 nt
Organism: Chiloscyllium plagiosum (whitespotted bambooshark)
Lineage: Eukaryota; Metazoa; Chordata; Chondrichthyes; Orectolobiformes; Hemiscylliidae
Gene: zdhhc16b
Product: zDHHC palmitoyltransferase 16b
Molecular function (GO): palmitoyltransferase activity
Source: RefSeq, a predicted model, not a curated record
GUUCUUAUUGCAGACAUUAUUCACCAACUACUGUACCUUGAAGUUCAACAAUAACCUCAGGAAGCCUGCAGGAGUCAGCGCACAAUGCCUGUUUCCUUAGAUCCUGGGUCACUGUUUCUAUUGUACUCAUCUAUCAGUGAGUGAACUCAUCUUGAGGUGCGGACUGAACUCCUACAAGGUUUUUAGAAUAUCAAGGGAUUCAGGUGGAUUAUACAUGAAUAACAGGCUGGCCACUGUUGGAAUGAGAAGGCGACUGCAUUGUGUCUGUACAGCAAUGCGUUUGUUCCUGAAGUGUCUCCGACUAGGCCGCAGGCGGCGUUCGAAGCUCUUCCACCGUGUGAGGACCCUCUGGAGCUACAGCAAACUGUGUGUCAACUCACUCGUUUACAACACCUUCACCAACACUGAUGUUGUCCUUGACUCCUUAUUUGAGCCCAUCUAUUGGCUGGUAGAUCAUGUGACCAGGUGGUUUGGAAUGGUGUUUGUGAUCCUGGUCAUUAUUCUAACGACCACCAUUGUGAUGAUUGUCUAUAUUUGUGUGCUGCCGGUCAUCAUGAGUACGUACCCUGUGGGCUGGAUUGCGUGGCACCUUUGCUAUGGGCAUUGGAACCUUAUGCAGAUUGUAUUUCACUACUACAAAGCUGUGCGGACACACCCCGGAUAUCCAACAGAGGGGAAAAGUGACAUUCCAAUGGUUUCAAUCUGCAGGAAGUGUAUUAAUCCCAAACCAGCUCGUACCCAUCACUGCAGCAUAUGUAAUCGAUGUAUAUUGAAGAUGGAUCAUCAUUGUCCUUGGCUGAAUAACUGUGUGGGCCAUUUUAACCAUCGAUACUUCUUCUCCUUCUGCCUAUUUAUGACACUGGGCUGUGUGUACUGUAGUGUGAGCAGCAGGGAGUUGUUUGUAGAUGCAUAUUUCACCAUCAACACGGCCACAGAGACUACAGCUCCAACCAUAUCCUUCCGAGAAAAAAUUUUCCACAAGUGUAUAAUUUAUCUCUGGGUUCUCUGCAGUUCUGUAGCCCUGGCUCUCAGUGGCCUCACCAUAUGGCACACUGUCCUCAUUCUCUGCGGGGAGACCAGCAUUGAGAGACACAUCAACAAGAAGGAACGGCAGAGGCAGCAGAAGAAAGGCAGAAUUUUCAGGAAUCCCUAUCAUGCUGGAAAACUGAACAACUUGAAAUUAUUUCUCGGGAUAGAAAAACGAAGUCACUGGAUUACUCGCCUACUGCUCCCCUCGUCACACCUACCUUAUGGAAAUGGUAUGACAUGGACACUGCCAUCAGCCUUCAGUGUGGAUAAGGCCAUACUGGCGAUUUGAGGAAUGACAAAAGAGACAUCUGACGAAAGACAUCAAAAAGGCUUUUUUGUUUGCCUGGAGGAAAAGAACUAAUAGCUUCACGCUUCCCUGUGUAUCCUGGGUCUGAUAACAGAUACAAAUUUUCGAACGGGAAAACUCAAAUGAUCCGUGGUGAUCGGUUGGUGCUCCGUGCAUUCAAAGGCAAUAAUUACAGAGUCAAUGAAGCAAUAAAACACCCGAGCAGAUGUGACGGGAGUAAAUUUCCUUGACUAAUGGUUAUGCUCAUGCCACAAAGCUGUGCUUCCUUGGAUGGGCAUUAUCAGGGACAUUUUUUUGAACAUAAAGGUUUAAGGACUGUGUUUUAUAAAAACUGUAAAUGAUUAUUGUAUAAUGAUUGCUUUCUUUGUUAACUUUGGGUGAUGUUGAAACUGGCAAUAACUUCUGAGUGGCCCAGAGGGUGAAGGGGUGCCCACACCUGAUCUCAGCAGACUUCUCCCCAAAACCCCAGUGGACCAACCCCUUCCCCAUCACUCUCUUACAGUAAGAUUCUAAUGAAUUAAAACCCUUUAGUGGAAGAAAUUGUAGCUAGUCUUUAAAAAGCUUUCAGGUUGUGUGGUGGCUGGAG